Messenger RNA from Candidozyma auris, 894 nucleotides. It is a transcript of the gene PHA2, whose product is annotated as prephenate dehydratase PHA2. The record is from RefSeq and is a predicted model, not a curated record. Gene Ontology annotation, biological process: L-phenylalanine biosynthetic process. Lineage: Eukaryota; Fungi; Ascomycota; Pichiomycetes; Serinales; Metschnikowiaceae. Gene Ontology annotation, cellular component: cytoplasm. The transcript is spliced from 2 exons. The coding region runs from base 1 to 894 and encodes 297 amino acids. Gene Ontology annotation, molecular function: prephenate dehydratase activity; chorismate mutase activity.
AUGAAAGUCGCCUUUUUAGGACCGGAAGGUACCUAUACCCAUGAGGCGGUAUUACAGCAGUUCGGCAACGAGCCUAAUUUGACAAUACUACCACAAAGCACCAUUGGAGCCUGUUUUGACGUGUUAAAUUCAAGAGACGUUGACUAUGCGGUGGUCCCUUUUGAAAACUCUACGAACGGGCAGGUUGUCUUCACGUAUGACCUCUUACGAGAUUGGUUCAUAAGCGACACUAAAGCCUCAAAACCUCCUUUCAGAAUUGUUGGGGAGCAAUAUGUGGCAAUACAUCAUUAUCUACUAUCGAAAGCAGCAGAUAAAUCGGAGAUAAAAACCAUCUAUUCGCAUCCUCAAGUUUGGGGCCAAGUAACAAAGGCUUUGAAAGUCUUUAAAGACUGUGCAAAGAUCGACGCCAAUUCAACAGCAGAAGCAGCCGAAUUUGUUGUGGAAGAUAGCACUGGAACAAUAGCUUGCAUAAGCUCCAAAAUGUGUGCUCGAUUGAAGAGCUUGCCAAUUUUGGAGGCCGAAAUCGAAGACAAUCCAAGAAACUCUACGCGAUUCUUGAUUCUUGGAUCAUCUGAUUUGAAUGAUCAGCAAGACGAUAAGUCGGAUGACUCCUGUAUUGCCUCCUCCAUUACAUCAAUCAUGUUUACCCUUAAUCACGAUGACCCCGGUGCCUUGAUGGCAGCACUCGAUUCCUUCCGAUUUUACAAAAUCAACCUCACAUCCAUCGCCUCACGUCCAUCCGGAGAGCGUCAAUGGCAGUACGUCUUCUUCGUAGAGGCUGAAGGAAGUAUUCAUAGCGAGAAAAUGAAGCUUGCGACAGGAAAGCUACAUGAGUGCUGCAUGAGUGUGGUUGUUUUGGGGUCUUUCACUCGAUCUUGGAGUUAUCAGACGUAA